Molecule: messenger RNA, 2031 nt
Organism: Nerophis lumbriciformis (worm pipefish)
Lineage: Eukaryota; Metazoa; Chordata; Actinopteri; Syngnathiformes; Syngnathidae
Source: RefSeq, a predicted model, not a curated record
AUGGCCGUAGAUGGCGGCGCUCUGAAAGAUAUCAAUGAGAUUAAAUCACAGUUCCGGACCAGAGAAGGCUUCUACAAGCUGCUCACCCUUUCGGACUCCCAGCAGCGGGGCGGACUGCCGAGGGGUCCCUCCGCUGGGGCCACGCUGGGCCCGGCGACUGGAACCGGCCCGAUACCGAGCGGAGGUGUCGGGCUGCUCCAGGGGCCGGGAGCUGCCGCUGCUGCCGUCGCCGCAGCCGCCGCUGUCGCCUCCUCGUCGAAUGCCGCAGCCAACUCCUCCCCGGCGGGUUUCCUGCCGCCGGUGCGAGUCUCCAUGGUUAAGCUGCAGCCAGAAGACCCGGGCGAGGAGUCGGAGCGGGUGUGCUUCAACAUUGGCAGGGAGCUUUAUUUCUACACGUACACCAACAUUAAAAAGGCGGUGGACCUGAGCAAGCCCAUUGACAAGAGGAUUUACAAGGGCACGCAGCCCACAUGUCAUGACUUCAACCAGUACUCUGCGUCGGCUGACAGCGUGGCUCUCAUUGUGGGUUUCUCGGCCGGACAAGUGCAAUACCUGGACCCCAUCAAGAAGGAGACCAGCAAGCUUUUCAAUGAGGAGCGUCUGAUCGACAAAUCCAAAGUGACGUGUCUGAAGUGGCUCCCCAAGUCUGAAAACCUGUUCCUAGCCUCUCACGCCAGUGGCCACCUCUACCUCUACAAUGUGGAGCACUCGUGUGGCACAGCAGCGCCUCAAUACUCACUUUUGCGGCAAGGCGAGGGAUUUGCCGUGUACGCCUGCAAGACAAAAACACCCCGGAACCCUCUUCUACGCUGGGCGGUGGGCGAAGGUGGCCUCAAUGAGUUCUCCUUCUCGCCUGACGGCGUCCACGUUGCCUGCGUAGGCCAGGAUGGCUGCCUCCGGGUCUUCCACUUUGAUUCCAUGGAGCUCCAGGGCGUAAUGAGGAGUUACUUUGGAGGCUUGCUGUGUGUCUCCUGGAGCCCCGAUGGAAAGUACCUGGCCACUGGGGGUGAGGAUGACCUAGUCACCGUGUGGUCAUUCGCCGAGAGCCGUGUGGUGGCCCGCGGACACGGACACAAAUCCUGGGUCAACGUUGUGGCGUUCGACCCCUUCACCACAUCUUUGGAGGACGAAGAGCCAAUGGAGCUCAGUGGCAGUGAGGAGGACCUCCACCAGGGUGGGGUGCCCAACAAUACCACCCCGCACUUUGGGCGGGUGCGUACCAGCAGCACCCUGUCACGGCUCUCCCGGCACAGCUCCAAGGGUGGCGGCUCGGCAGCUGUCACCUAUCGAUUUGGAUCUGUGGGCCAGGAUACCCAGUUCUGCUUGUGGGACCUCACAGAUGACGUUCUGUAUCCCCGUCUGCCGCUUUCCCGUGCUUUUACCAACACAUUCGGACCAACGUUGCCCAACUCCAGUGGUGGCGGUGUGGAAGGCCAUCACCACCCGCCGGUUGUCGGCACCUCCAACCCACCCACGCUGCCUCUACCGCUCCCUCGCUCCCUCUCCCGGUCCAAUUCGCUUCCUCACCCAGCUGUCGCAAACACCUCCAAGAGCCAGGGUACCACGGAGAGUGGCACUGGCGGAACAGGAAGUGGGACCGGUACAACAGGUGGCGGCCCGGGUAACACUGCACCAUUCAGCAUCGGCCGCUUUGCUACCCUAUCCCUCCAGGAGCGCAAGUCGGACAAGUCGGUGGUAGGGGGCGGGGUGGAGAAAGAACAUAAGCGCUACCACAGUCUGGGUAAUAUAAGCAAGAGUAACGAUAAGAUCAACGUGGCACCGCGGGGCAGCGGGCGCCUGGAUGCCGCCAAGGUGCUAGGCACCACGCUGUGCCCGCGCAUGCACGAGGUGCCACUGCUGGAGCCCCUGGUGUGCAAGAAAAUCGCCCACGAGAGACUCACUGUGUUGGUCUUCAUGGACGACUGCAUCAUCACGGCGUGCCAGGAAGGGCUCAUCUGCACAUGGGCCAGGCCUGGCAAAGCGAAUUUGACAGCACAGAACGGUAACUCUCCGAGUGGCACCGUGGUAUAG